Messenger RNA from Aphanomyces astaci, 558 nucleotides. RefSeq lists its product as hypothetical. The coding region runs from base 1 to 558 and encodes 185 amino acids. Lineage: Eukaryota; Oomycota; Saprolegniomycetes; Saprolegniales; Verrucalvaceae. Gene Ontology annotation, biological process: proteolysis. The transcript has 2 exons. The record is from RefSeq and is a predicted model, not a curated record. Gene Ontology annotation, molecular function: zinc ion binding; metallocarboxypeptidase activity.
AUGCCCCGCCAUGACACGCAGGGACUCUCGAUGAAGUCCCUUGGCGCCAAUCUUGUGAACCGACGCGCGCAGUGCGGGAAACAACACACAACUUCAAUGGAAUCGGCCAACCAAGCGAUAACUGCCAUUCAAGGGCCACUCGCAGUCGCUAUACUUUCAAGCCCUGCAACAGCCCGCGAAUGGAUCUCGGGGUCAUCGAUUCUGUUCUCGCUCGCGUCGAUUCUGGAUGACAUUGCCAACAAGAAAUCCACGACCGCCGAUGAGUACGACUUGUACUUUGUGCCGAUCGUUAACAUUGACGGUUUCGAAAUGACGUGGAACGGCACCCGGCUCCAGCGCAAGAGUGCCAACGAAGUCGACUUGAACCGCAACUGGCCGACUCCCUUCGGAACCCCAACCGUGACGAUUGAAAUCGGCGGCAGGGUUUUUACGGUGGACGUGUUGACCAUCCCGAUACGCGGCCUCCAAGUGUACAAUGGCAUCAAACAAUACGCCAAGGCAGUUACCGUGUUCAAUGGCCGAGACGUUACGCCCACCAAGCCGUCGUGUGGUGAUUAG